Phytophthora nicotianae INRA-310 is the source of this 213-nucleotide messenger RNA. RefSeq lists its product as hypothetical. The transcript has 2 exons. The record is from RefSeq and is a predicted model, not a curated record. Lineage: Eukaryota; Oomycota; Peronosporomycetes; Peronosporales; Peronosporaceae. Bases 1 to 213 code for a protein of 70 amino acids.
AUGAGCACGGCGAGUGUGGUGGUUACCAGCGGAUGCAGCGGCAUUGGGAGUGAUAACAACGAGUGUGUGAGAGGUGGAAGCCACGACCAACGGGUGCGUGAAGCAGCAGAUUGGGUCUUGGACGGCGCGGUGUGUGGCAGCCGACGCUUCGAACGGUGUGGCUGGAUCGAGGCUGAGAGAACGCUUCGCGUGGGCACCAAGGAUGCAGCGUGA